Entamoeba invadens IP1 is the source of this 2193-nucleotide messenger RNA. Its product is annotated as carmil, putative. Gene Ontology annotation, molecular function: protein binding. The record is from RefSeq and is a predicted model, not a curated record. NCBI's taxonomy places the organism in Eukaryota, Evosea, Mastigamoebida, Endamoebidae. The coding region runs from base 1 to 2193 and encodes 730 amino acids. The transcript has a single exon.
AUGGGAAACGAUGUGAGUCAAAUUGAAAAGUAUUACGACAAGAACUCUCCGAACCCCAAUUUGGGAUAUCCCAAGUUUGGUGACUCUGUGCGUUGGAAAGGUGUUUUAAAAGUGAUUGAGAAGAAGAAAGGCAAAGACGCGUUAGUUGUUGUGACGAAGCAUCGGAUCUAUUUCUUCAAUCCCAAGGAAUUUAAAGCUCCCGUCUAUCAGUCGCACUUAUUCGACAUCGUCGAGAUCUCCAUCCCUUCAAACUCCAAAAUCGUUCUGACGUUUUCAAUCAAGAACGGGAAGAAGACCAAAACAGCAGAAUUCAACGAACAAAGUGCUUUAGAGAUGGUCAGAGCCAUUCGAACAGCUCUCCGCGACACCACAAAUAACACACAAGAAGUUUCUUUACUUAAAGUUACUGACUUUAAUAACAUCACCAAACCAAAUGAAGAAUUUACACUCAGUCCAUCAAGCGCUAUGGUCGAGGCGUAUCUCUCCGAGUGUUCCCAUUACAACGAAACCCCGAGUAUUAACCAUAUGUAUUACUUACAACGACUGUCCGUCGACAAAGACUUCGCUUUUGAUUUCUCGAAGGUCCCCGGUGUCUGCGACGAUAAGUCCCCGCUCAACUUCUCGUUGGCGAGAGCGUUUAAUGCGUUGAGUUACACGAACUGCUUCACUGAGAUCAAAUUGAGGAAUGUCAAAGUGAAGGAACUUGAUAAAGCACUUGCUUUCUUUUUACGACGAAAUGAAUAUAUUAAAGUGCUUGAAGUAGUCGACUGUUCGUCCAAGUUGGAUGUGUCCCAAUUCUCGGAAGAGUUACAAAUGAGUCCCGUGCAGAUCUUGAACUUCCAUGGGACGCAAAUAGUGAAGGGGGAGAUGCUUGGAUUAGUCAUUGGGAAGCGCGUGUACAAACUGACCAAGAUAGAUUUAGGCAAUUGUGGGAUAUCGAAAGUUGGCGAGAUGUUACGUGGGAUGAUGAUGAGUGACACUGUAUUGAAGCAUUUGAAAGCGAUGGAUGUGAGUAACAAUUCGACGAAUGACGAUACGAGCGAGCAGUUAGUCUUAUUUGCAGAGAAGUUGUCGACGAUUCAAAGUAGUAUUGAAUAUCUCAAUGUCGCGAAUAUGGCAGUUCCGUUGGAUAGAUACAUGCCAUUCAUGAAGCCCUUGCAACUGAAGUUCCUCAACAUCUCGGGCAACCGAUUUACUAAAUUGGACAAGGCAAUGGAACUCAUCUCGUACUUCCAAAACAACGAAAGUCUGAAACAGAUCUGCAUGAGUGAGAUGAAGUUUGCGACGGAUCAUAUUGUCCCUGUGUUAUCACCAAUAGCAAACAACGAACAUUUGGUUGAGAUCUCUCUCGAUCUUAAAAAUAACAACUUUGGGCUUGAUGGAGGGAUCGAGUUGUAUAAGAUCUUUCCAAGCUUUAAGAACGUCAAGAAGUUAGAUUUGAGUGGGAACAAAUUGAAAGGGAAGGCGAUGGUGAGGAUCUUAGUCUUCAUGGAGAAAUUUGAGAAGAUGGAAACGUUGUAUAUUGGGGACAACCAAAUGAGCGGGAAAGAGUUGGAGGAGUUCUUGACGGACUUGACGUCGUUUGUGGACACCCACAAGAAUUUGAAGACGUUAAAGAUCGACGGGAUCUGCGAGAAGUUUGACGACGCAUUCAAUGGGUUCUUGUACGCGAUGGAAAGGAAUAAUACGCUCCUUGCACUCGACAUCUCUGAUAAUGAACUGAAUGACUCGGCAACAAUACCACUGGGGGAAUUAUUAAUGCACAACAAGACGAUGAUAGCACUCAACUUCGAUGGAAACGAGUUUACCGGGGAAGGGUUCUUGGCACUCCGAUAUGCUAUGGAGUAUAACGACGUGUUGUCCUUUGUGGAAUACCCAUCGAAGAUGUACAAGAAAGUGGCGAAGAACUUGAGCAACGUCGAAUUGUUAGAAAGGUUCCAAGAUAGCUUCUACAACUUUUUCAAUAAGGUGAAGACUAACAAAGCAAACAACUGCUUUGCAGAUGUCCACAUUUUCAAUAUUAUCAAUUCGUAUCGUCUUCAAAUGGGAAUGCCCGAACUCGUGGAUACCGAAAAGGAACCAAAAUUAAUUGGAAAGGAAAUCGUGAAGACUGUGGAAUUCGAUUACCAGAUGCCAGAACAAUUCCAAUGCUUCGAGGAGUUGAAAAAAGACCCAUCGAUAUAUUACAGUUAA